AUGGCACUACCACUGUUUACCAAAAGGCAGUUCCGGCCACCUCGCCCAGAUGGCUUCGACCAUCACCAUCCACAUCCCGAGGGCACCAGGCCUCCUCGUCCCGAGGGCACACGGCCUCCUCCUCCCGAGGGUACCCGGCCUCCCGCAAUCAUUGACGGCUUCAACCAUCACCAUCCACCUCCUGACGGUACCAGGCCUCCACCACCCGAGGGUACUCGGCCUCCUCCUCCCGAGGGCACAAAACCUCCACCUCCCGAGGGCACCCGCCCUCCAGGCCCGCCGCCCAGCAAAAGGCAGUUCCGGCCACCUCGCCCAGACGCCUUGGACCAUCACCAUCCACAUCCCGAGGGCACCAGGCCUCCUCGUCCCGAGGGCACACGGCCUCCUCCUCCCGAGGGUACCCGGCCUCCCGCAAUCAUUGACGGCUUCAACCAUCACCAUCCACCACCUGACGGCACCAGGCCUCCACCACCCGAGGGCACCCGCCCCCCACCUCCCGAGGGCACCCGCCCCCCACCUCCCGAGGGCACCCGCCCCCCACCUCCCGAGGGCACAAGGCCUCCACCUCCCGAGGGCGCAAGGCCACCACCGGUGAUUGAACAAUAG
Molecule: messenger RNA, 606 nt
Organism: Branchiostoma floridae (Florida lancelet)
Lineage: Eukaryota; Metazoa; Chordata; Leptocardii; Amphioxiformes; Branchiostomatidae
Product: proline-rich protein HaeIII subfamily 1-like
Exons: 2
Coding region: 1-606 (201 amino acids)
Source: RefSeq, a predicted model, not a curated record